Messenger RNA from Klebsormidium nitens, 1876 nucleotides. The record is from the annotation of a GenBank genome assembly. NCBI's taxonomy places the organism in Eukaryota, Viridiplantae, Streptophyta, Klebsormidiophyceae, Klebsormidiales, Klebsormidiaceae.
GCGCAAAUUGAUUGCAUGCUUCACAUGACACGCUUCUCUGCCUGAGCCACUUCCCCUGCAGCCUGCUCUCCCACAUGGCCAUCCGAGGUAUCUUGUUGGGGACGUCCCUCUCCAGACGGCCAAGAAAGCUCUGCAGUGCUUCACUUACCUGAUCACUUGCAGUUGAAUAGAGCGCAUUGAGCUUGCUAGCUGCUUUGGCGCUCACAAUGGCCUACAACGAAGUGCAGCUCUUUGUUGUGGAGCUAGUGGGCACUGCCCUUUCUGUUUUGUUCGGGCUGGGGGCCGUUGCAAACGCUCUUCUGCCUGGUACAAAAGGCCACGGGUUUGGAGUCAUGGGCAUUGCAUUAUGCUUCGGGUUUGGAGUAUUUGUGGCGGUUCAGGCGGUGGGACACGUGUCUGGCCUUCUCAACCCCGCCAUCACUUUUGGUGUCGCCGUCGCAGGCCGCAUGACAUGGAAACGAGCCGGUAUCGCCAUCUGUGCUCAAUUCAUUGGGGCGUUCCUGGCGGCGCUGAUCACAUGGGUGGUGUACCUGCCUCACUUCCAGCCCCUUACAGGCUGCAUUCAGGAGUCCAUCUCGGACGAGAUGCUUGCGCGAGAGCAUCCCGAGACGCCGCGACAGAAGAAGGUACACGUGUUUCAAGAGAUGACCUCAAAAGCACGCAGAUACGCUUCCUCAGGGCGGGCGCCCUCUACACGUGACGUGCUUCGACACGAUUCCGAGGGAGACGUUUUGAAAGGAGUCCACAUCCACUCAGGAAAGCACACGUGGCACGUGUUCCAGUCCCUUAACAAUUGCAUAAAAGCACGGCCCGAAAAGAGCGGCGCGAUCGAGGACUUGGAAAUGACCAGCAAGCCGGGGCUGCCAGCCCCAAAGCUCGACUUAGAUGCGACGGUGGCACGCAAGCAGCGCAUCAAGCUGGACGAGCGCAUCCGCGAGGACCAAGAGGUAAAGCUGGUGGUCUUCGCAACGAGGCCCUCUACGCUGGAGCCUUUUCACUGGACGGCCCUGCUCGCAGAGGCGGUGAUGACGUUCGUGCUGACGUACGGGGCCCUGGCCAUCAUCGACCGGGAGGUCGUGUUUGGCGCAAACGAGGUUGCGAAGACGGCGUACAAGGCGCAGGUGCCGUACCUGAUAGGGGUCCUGGUGUGGGCAGUCAUCCUGGCCGGAGGUGGUGUGACGGGCCCCGCUUUGAAUCCGGCGCGCGACCUGUCGCCCCGAAUUGCCCACUUUCUCUUGCCGAUCCCUGGGAAGGGGUCCUCCGAGUGGCACUACGCCUGGGUACCCGUCAUCGGGCCUGUCAUCGGGGCAACUCUGGGGGCUUUGUUCGCUGAAGCCAUGAAGAAGUUGCACGAAAGCGGACUCUGAUACCGGGGGAAAGCGUAAGGAUCGUCAAAAGUUGGUUCUCGACUGUUGAGUGAAGACGGAGUGUCCCCUUCGUGUCCCUCAGUCGCACUCUAACGACGAUAUGAGAAGGAGAUCAGCAAUCAGUAGGGACACUUGCAAAAAGUCAAGACAGUCACGCUAUACCAGAUACAUUGGUUUGGGUGGAUACUUAUAGAUGCAGGGACCUGGUCCUAUUGACCAGGAGCAGCAUAUGAAAUGCUCUAAGUGACAGCAUUUGUUAGCAAGCAACAGACUCGAAAUGUUAGGCGCCCAAUACGCGUGCGUCUGUGCAAUUCUUCAAGGAGUACAGGUCAGGGUAUCCAUUACUAGCUAGUGGACACCUCCGAACAAAGUAGCUACAUGGUUAGGAUCUUGUGCAGACCAUUCAUAUACGUUUGACUUCCAAGAAACAUGGACUCACGGACAUCACAAUAUAACAUUAUCGUACGUCCAGCAGGGCCGGCGCCAUCAUUCAAGAUACUGAGCAUGAC